CCUGAUUGCAACUUUUAACUUCCGGUUCCGCCACGCGAAACGAAAAUGGGAAAAGUUAAAAAAGCAAAAAUGACCCGACCUGGUGGGCUUUCUCUUGCAGAUCAGGUAUUGGAUGACAACAAUGUAAAACAAUCUAGCAGAACAAAGAUCAGAAGAAAGGAAGAAAAAGAUGACGAGUAUGUAGAUGAUAAACUGUCAAAAAAGAUUUUGGAUCAAGCAAGAAAACAGCAAGAAGAGUUAGAAGAGGAACAUGGGGCAACCAGCAGCAUUGCAGCAAAGAAGCCUCAACAAAUUCAGUUGGGCAGGGCUAGACUGAAGGGGGCGGAGUCUGAUGAGGAGGAAUCUGAUGAGGAGGAGGAGCAUGAAGAAUUUUAUGAACAGAUUGAAGUAAAUGAUGAAGAUGAAGAAGCCCUGGCAAAGUUCAUGUCCCAUAAUCCUCCAGCUAGACGCACACUGGCCGAUAUCAUACAGGAAAAACUUACAGAGAAGAAAACAGAAAUUCAGAGCCAAAUGACAGAUAAUGCCAGUGUACAGUUAGAUCAGCUGGAUGAAAGAUUGGUCAAUAUGUACAAAAGUAUCAGGCAGAUUCUACAGAGAUAUCGUAGUGGAAAGUUACCCAAAGCUUUCAAAGUUAUACCUUCCCUUAGAAACUGGGAACAGAUAUUAUAUCUAACAGAGCCAGAGACAUGGUCUGCAGCAGCUAUGUACCAGGCAACCAGAAUAUUUACUUCUAAUCUAAAUGCCAAAAUGGCUCAAAGAUUUUUUAACUUGGUUUUGUUACCUAGGAUAAGGGAUGACAUAUCUGAGUACAAGAGAUUAAACUUUCAUUUAUACCAGGCACUUAAAAAGGCUUUAUUCAAACCAGCUGCUUUCUUCAAAGGAAUUUUAUUGCCACUUUGUGAGGCAGGGAAUUGUACAUUAAGGGAAGCUGUGAUAAUUUCAAGUAUUCUAAUGAAGAACUCUAUCCCGAUGUUACACUCGGCGGCGGCCAUGUUGAAAAUUGCGGAGAUGGACUACAAUGGCGCUAACAGUAUAUUUAUCAGAGCACUGUGCGAUAAGAAGUACGCAUUGCCAUACAGAGUCGUUGAUGCUUUGGUCUUCCACUUUGUAAGGUUCACAACAGACAAGAGAGAGCUGCCUGUAUUAUGGCAUCAAAGUAUGUUAACAUUUGUACAAAGAUACAAAGAAGACAUCUCUAGUGAGCAGAAAGAGGCAAUGAUGGAACUUUUACGUGUACAUUCUCACGAACUUAUCACCACUGAGGUGAGAAGAGAAUUGGCGCACUCGAAGUGUCGGGAUUUAGAAGUGGGGGACGGGGGAGGGACAAGAAUGUAUGUGGGGGACUGAUUGACAAUUUUUUAUCUUGACUGUUUGAAAAAUAGGGAGAGCUGUUGUGAUCACCUUGGCAUAGGUCUGGUGUAACACUUUGGUUAAGUUUCUGCUUGCAAGUUGGUACAUGUGUCUUGAAAACUAUUGAAGGGAAUAGGUUGAAACUAUUUGAAAAAUAGGGAGAGCUAUUGUACUCACCUAGGUGUCGGUGUCACAGGUUGGUUGAAGCAGCAUGCCUCCAGAUUCAUGCUUAUUUUCAUGAACAAUUUUGAAAAAGUAUUUGAAUGUGUAAUAUUGUGAAGUUAUCAAAAGAAAGCAAUUUACACAUUAUCAAUGGCACUUACAAACCACGUAAAUUACCAAAAAGUGGUCAAAAUAUGCAUAAAUAGCCUUUACUGCAUUAGUAACGCAGUAGAAAUAAAGUUGUAAAUACUGAAAAAUCAGUCAUUAAUCGCACAUAGUAUGUAAAAUAUAACUUGAAUCUUGAAACUUUUUACUUUUCCUUACAUCUUAGUACAUUUUUCUCAAGUUUGAUUUUAUUGAAAUAUUUGACUCAUCAGGAGGCAUGUAGCUUUAAGUUUCUGCUUGCAAGUUGGUAUCUCGGAAACUACUGAAGCGAAUUGGUUGAAACUUAAGACAUAAUAGGAGGUCACAUGUGAAGUCUCAUAAUUCUCACAUGGAUUAUGACAGAAUUAUGGCCCUUUAAGUUUUUUGAACUCUACAUUACCCAGAAUCUUAUUUUUACUGUCAAACACUGAGAAUAGUCGAGUAUGCUGUUCGACCACCAGCUCUUUUUUACCUUUGUUUU
Messenger RNA from Ruditapes philippinarum (Manila clam), 2137 nucleotides. Its product is annotated as bystin-like. Gene Ontology annotation, cellular component: preribosome, small subunit precursor; nucleolus; cytoplasm. The record is from RefSeq and is a predicted model, not a curated record. Gene Ontology annotation, biological process: rRNA processing. Gene Ontology annotation, molecular function: snoRNA binding. NCBI's taxonomy places the organism in Eukaryota, Metazoa, Mollusca, Bivalvia, Venerida, Veneridae. The transcript is spliced from 10 exons. The coding region runs from base 46 to 1347 and encodes 433 amino acids.